AUGCAGGUGCAUUUCCACCAUGCCCCUACAGUCCAGAUUUCCGUCGCAGAUAGAUGUGCUGUCUCACAUAUUUCUAAAGAUAUUUCAGAAGCGAGGAGGACCGAUAGGAGGAAGACUGCAGACCAUCAUGGGACCCAUGGCUCAAGCAAGACAGAAUUUUGUUUUUGGUGUACACAUUUGAUUAGGGAACAUUUUAUUCUUAAAAUAAAACUUGCUCUGCUUGUCACCCUUAGCCAGGUUGAUGAUGUUGAUAGUGGACGAGAAUGUAUUAUCAAGGGGCUCUGCGUGUACCUCAACAAGGACCGGGACAGUUUAGUGAGAGAGUAUGUGGCGAGUACAAUUAUAAAGGCUGCAGAAGAAGCCUUCGUCCAAGGAUCCAUUGAGGAGGCCACAGUGGGAAUCUACGUUCUCAAACACAGAGAUGCCCAUGACAGACCAGAGGACGUUGGGAUUGUCCUUGAGGGCCAGAUGGUCUUACAAGAUUUGGAUAACUUUGCAUCAGCUGCUGCGAUGUUAUUUGGACUAAUGUACACUUUGAACCUGAACUACGCACCUGAAUUGAAGGAUCACAUUGAGGUACUGCAGAAAAUGGUCAUGGAGCGGGAAGGCAGCACACUUUCAAAGAAAGCACAAAUCCUCUGGAACAGACUCUAUGAGUGAGCGGUCCAUGUUAUGGCAGGCGGGCACAAAGUAGUUUCCUGUGUUUGCCUCCUGGAAUUUAUUUAUUAUUUAAUUAAUGUUAAUGACCAAAUUCAAGAUGGCCCUUUAAUGGUUUGCGGGUAAUUUUGUGUUAUUAAUAUUUACUUUAUACUGUCAAAGUUCUUAUUGUGCAAUACUGUGAUGUUAUGAGCAAACAAGUACGAACUCUUAAACUUUGAGCCUGUUAAUGAUGUUACGGAGGAUUCAUUGUUCAAGUUUUUUGAGGUGAACAAUUAGUUUUUCUUUUUGGUCUGUUCAUUGUGCUCUCAUGUGGGGUUUGAGUCCUGCUAUGGGAGGUGUGGCUUAUUUAAAUCAAACCAGCAUUAGUCUCAUUAGCAAUAUUAAUAGCCACACCUCCUACUGCUUUACUUUGUGUUAUUUUACUAAUUGCACGUCCUGUUGCCACAGUGCCUUAUUUUCCUAAUGGCUCUUAAAAUGACAAAAAUGUAAGUUUAUUUUUUGACGUAAAGAUGAUAUUUUAAGGGCUUACGGUGUUGCAUUG
Molecule: messenger RNA, 1201 nt
Organism: Xyrauchen texanus (razorback sucker)
Lineage: Eukaryota; Metazoa; Chordata; Actinopteri; Cypriniformes; Catostomidae
Exons: 3
Coding region: 1-660 (219 amino acids)
Source: RefSeq, a predicted model, not a curated record